GCCGAGCGUCUGAAGAAGGAGAGAGAAAAUAGAGACAUUACCUUCAGGCUUUUCAUUUUCUGUGCUACCUGCCACAAACAUGCCCCGGUGCUGCUAUUUUGGCCCCGGUCACCUGUUGACCUGACAGACAAGUGUCAGGGGAGAGCGCACAUGUCAGCUGCAGGUGGAGACUCUCAGCAGGGAGCGAUGCUGUGGCGAUGCUGACUCACACAGUUGGAGCCCACGAUAACAGAGCAUUGAGGGACUGCAGUUGAGCAGUUAACCAAGGCAUCACUCUGGAGGUUUCUCCACUGAAGAUGUACGGCCUGUACUUGGAAGCAGUGAACGAUUACAUCAACGAGUCGUACGGCGAGGAUGUGUGGAGGCUGAUCGAGAACCGAGCAGAGAUCCCCCACCUCAAGUUUGUCAGACAUCAGAUGUACAAUGAUAACUUGAUCCUUCGGCUGGCUAAGGCAGCGGGCGAGGUCCUGGGGAAAACCCACGAUGAGCUCAUGUACGCCUUCGGGGUCUACAUGGUGAAGAGGAUCGGAAACUAUGGAUACGAGAGGAUCCUGAAGGUGUUGGGGCGAAAUGUGCGCGACUUCAUCAACGAGCUGGACAACCUGCACGAGUACUUCCGCUUCUCCUUCCCAAAGGUGCAGCCGCCGAGUUUCUGCGUGGAGGAGGAGUGCGAGACGAGUCUCACGCUUCACUACCGCAGCACUCGCAAAGGUUUCACGCAGUUUGUCAAAGGGCAGCUCUCUCAGGUGGGACGACAGUUCUACAACACGGACAUCGAGGUGGAAAUCUUGUCCAAGGAGGAGACGGAGAAAAUGACAUACGUGGUUUACAAGAUGAACUUUGACAACGCGGCCUUCAAGCACCGCAUGCCGCAGCAGAAGACGGCGCCGAGCUACGAGAAGCUGCCGAUGAAGCGGGGCAUCUUUUUCGACAUGUUCCCGUUCAGCGUCAUCUUCCGCCGCGACAUGACCAUGUACCGCAUCGGCGACGGCCUCAAGGAGGUCUUCUCCGACCUCCAGGGCAAGAAGGUCAACGAGGAGUUCACGCUGGUCAGACCCAUGCUGGAGUUCAGCUGGGAUAACAUCUACACCCAUUUGAACAACGUCUUUGAGCUGAUGUCGAGAGCAGUGGUGGAGAGCAAGCAGAAGGUCAACAUCCCGAAACUGAGCAAGGAGGAGCCCGAGGAGAGAGAGGAGAGCGAGAAGGCAAAGAGGGAAGAAGAGCGAGCAGAGGCAAAGGCAGUGGAGGAGAUGAAGGACACAGACCAGGAGUACAGCAGCGCUCCCACCCAGUACAACAGCUCUGCCAACUCUGGAGGAGAGGAUAUUGAACUCCUGGCGUUCCAGACUGUUACUGGAAAAUGUAGCGAGACCAUAUUCGAGGACAUGCGGGAGCCUCCGAAGAAGCCUCUCCAUCUGAAGGGCCAGAUGAAGUAUGUCCCUCAGUGGGACUCCCUCAUCUUCCUGGGGACGCCCAUCAUAGAGACGGUGGAGGACAUGAUAAAGAUGGGUGUCUACGUGAACGAUCUGAACCUGCACGACUCCAGCAGAGAGCUGAUUCUGGCUGGGACGCAGCAGUCGGCUGAGCUGCAGCUGGCCCUCGAUCAGGAGCAACAAAAAUAUGCUCAGCUGCAGGAAAUCAUCAAGAAGCUGGACGAAGAAAAGAAGCGAGGAGACUCUCUGCUGUACGCCAUGAUCCCUAAAGCUGUGGCCGACCGCCUCAGGAAGGGGAUCACUGCACUGGAGACGUGCCAGGUUUUCCCAGACGUGACCAUCCUGUUCAGCGAUGUGGUCAAGUUUAACGAGAUCUGCAUCCACAUCACACCCAUGCAGGUGGUGGACAUGCUCAACGAGAUCUACAUCGUCUUUGACACGCUCAGCGAGAAGCACAACGUCUACAAGGUGGAGACGAUCCGCGACGCCUACAUGGUGGUGGCGGGCGUUCCCAACAAGACCACGUUUCACGCUCACCACAUCUGUGACAUGGCUCUGGACAUGCUGAGCUCCAUCGACCACCUCAAAGACCCGUCCACCGGGGACAAUAUCCAGAUCAGAGUCGGUAUUCACUCAGGUAUGGUGGUGGCCGGCGUCGUGGGACUGAAGAUGCCUCGCUACUGUCUGUUUGGCGACACCGUGAACACCGCCUCGCGGAUGGAGAGCAACGGAGUGGGCAUGCAGAUACACAUCAGUCAAACCACCAAAGACCACCUGGAGCACGAGCCGUACAUCAUCGAGGAGAGGGGGAAAAUCUUUGUCAAGGGUAAAGGCUACAUGAAGACCUACUGGCUAAAAGGAAAGAAAGAUCUAUCGUUCAAGACCCCGGCAGAGCUGCGCUACAGCAGUGAACAGAAAGACUCUGAGGACAAAAGCUCGAAUGGUUCCACGAGCAGCAACGCCAAACGCAUGGCCUCCAACCUGAACAUCACCAACAACGAGGAGCAAGCAGACAGCAAGCCGAGCCCCAGUGACCUGCCCCUCGACACCCUGCCCCCACCAGAGGCCGCCAACGAGCCGCCCUCCCAUUCCGUCGAGCCUCCGGAGAAGGAGAAAGCCAAAAAGACUAAGAACUACAAGGGAUCCAGGCUGGAAGUGCCCCAGGGAAACGCGGCGCCAGAGUCCUCGCCGCCAGCUGACGUGCUGGAGAACCCGGGUCCUUUACUGAACAACAAGAGGAACAGCUUCAGGCAGCAGUACGCCAAGCUGCCCACGACCCUGCCCCUGCCCCUGCGCAGCACCGCCUGCACCAUUCUGUGAGAAGAAUGAAAAGAAAAUUCAAAAUGUGACCAAGGUGUGAAGUCUGAUCAGGGCCCAGACAAAGCAGCAGUUUCAAAAUCCUAAUGAUUCUUGCUCACAGAUGAUCCACACGUUCAUGUCGACCUGUCAAAACAUCUUGAGUUAAAUAAGAGUACAAAUUUAAACAACUUAUUUUUAAGCAUUUGCCAUUUACCGUGUACAGUUAAGAAAAAACAAACAAACAAAAGCCUCCAGUGAAAAAUAUGUCAUGGAACAAACUUGCACAUUUGAAUUCAGUGGGUAUGUGAGUGAUAUAGAAAGUGAGAAAAUGCCUUUUUUUAAAAGAAAACAACACAACGUCUCCAACCACAUGUACCGAGAAUUCACAGGUUUCACAACACGCCUUCCUUAUGUGGAGAAAAAAAAGGAAGUCCAACAUCCUCUCUACACAGAAACACAUGCAGGGAGAAACAGAACUGUGUACUACGUGUAACAGCAGCCGCGACCGUGCGGUUAUUUCAGUUUCUCUUUAUGCCGUUUCCUGCUGAAUCAAUCACUGGAAUAACUUAAACUUUUGUGACGGGAAUCAUGUUAAAGAGUGACUGUUCACGUUUCUUUGAAGUGUGGUCGUACGACACAAAGUCCGCGCCGACUGUGCCGUGCUUUGCUCAGAACUGGCACGAGACAGGCAGCCACAGUCAUUAGAGAGCAUGGCUGCCGGCAGGGGCUCAAGGAAAAGGGGAUUUUAGCCACUUAACUAAAAGCUCACCCCAUAAAAUCUACAUCAGCUUAAGCGUAUGCUCUCUUCUGGCUGCUUUAUCUUGCUGUUUCUAACAGAGAAGUGAAAUGUGUUUUUGCUUUGCACACCUCGCACCACAGUCCAUUAACAAAAUCUGCAAUUUUACAUCACUGCAGACAGGAGCUGUUGAUCCACUGCUGCCUCAAUUACUGGGUUAAAAUGUGUUAUUAGGUGACUUGUACGUUUGGAAUGCUUUGUUUUGAAUUACCUAAGUGACACAGGCGUACCAAAUGAGGCAGCAGCAGACCAGCAGCUCCUGUGUCCAUCAUGAGCUAAAAACACAGAUUUUCUUUGUGGACUUUGGUGUGGCAGAGUGAAUGGAUUCAAAAGUGACAUAAACUUCAGUUUCCGUUUCUCAUAGUAAGUAAUAGUAAGAUAAAGCACAAAAUGUAUUAUCAAGGUAGAGUAAACCUCAGCUGGUCUGGAUUUUAACGGAUGAGUUUUUCCCGGUGUCCCCUUUUUGCAGCUAUAUUUAAUGUCUCUAUAUUUACUCAUACAACCACACCUCAAAAACCUUGAACUAUCCCUUUCAGGUGUACAAUGGCAACAAAUUACAGGAUGUGAACACUAGGGAAAUUAAAGUGAGCCAUCUUGUGACAGAAGAACAAACAAAUUUGAUUGGAUGCUUCAUCUAAUUCACUGAGAGCAGACAUCAUGUAGGCUUGUUUUGUCAUUUUCUUUCAAUUAGACAUAAUUCAGAAAGUAUUUGGAUAGAGUUUCACACCGUUGUCGAAAUGAGUUUUCAUUCUACUCUCUGUAUGUAACUGACUGCAUUUGUUUCACUGUAUGAUAGUAUGUAUUUAUAUAAAAACUGCAUGUACAGGCACUAAAAAUA
This is a messenger RNA of Solea solea (common sole), 4366 nucleotides long. RefSeq names its product soluble guanylate cyclase 88E-like. Gene Ontology annotation, molecular function: guanylate cyclase activity; heme binding; oxygen sensor activity. Gene Ontology annotation, biological process: cGMP biosynthetic process; response to oxygen levels; nitric oxide-cGMP-mediated signaling. Bases 297 to 2753 code for a protein of 818 amino acids. The record is from RefSeq and is a predicted model, not a curated record. Gene Ontology annotation, cellular component: guanylate cyclase complex, soluble. Lineage: Eukaryota; Metazoa; Chordata; Actinopteri; Pleuronectiformes; Soleidae. The transcript is spliced from 17 exons.